GUUCCGUUACCAAAGUAACCAAGACGCCAGAGAAACAUGUCUGCUGUAAUGUCUUCACAAGUAACAAAGUUUACAUUUAAAGAGUUGUCAAAUAAAUCAUUUUCCUUUCUUCGGAACAGGCAUUUCUCUGAGCUUCUUAUGAAAUGGUCAAUGCUUGGAAGAAUAACUGCAUAUGCGUUCAGUUUUGAUCAGGAUUUCAAGGUAUAUGAAAAAGAUCAUUUUGUAUGGGACUUCUUUAAUGAUCCACAUGUAACAUCUGUAUUGAAAACAUUGGACUCCUCUGGACAUUGGGAAGCAUUAGCUUCUAAAGUGACUAAGGUUGAAGCUGAAACUGUUCCAUGCACAGCCAUUUCAUUGUCAUUAUUUGAUUCCUUAUAUACUGCUGGAAUUGUAAGACAAACAGGCCAUAUUGUGAAGUGUUUUGAUGAAGAAUAUGGAGAAUCUGAUGAAUUACGAAAGAUGCUGCUUAUUGAAGACUCAGAAAAUUCCGAAGUAAUCAGUCAGUCAGACCGGCAAGAAUUUAUUUUUCAAAUUUUUAAGCAUUUCUGCCUUGGAGGUUUGCUUUGUCAGUAUGAAGACACUAUCGAACCCUACCUAGAAAUAACACAAUCUGUUUACAAGGACAUUGUUAGUGUUUAUAAAGAUUCAGAAACAAAAAAACUUAAAAUGAUCUCCUGUGUAUUUAAGGUGUCUGCAUAUAGUGGACCCCGAAUAUGUUACCCUGCUGACAACGACCACCACCAGAAUUUCGCCUAUUUAGUCCUUGACCCUGUCAAACGACAUGUGUACGUCUUGCAUCACAGUUUUGGAAUAGGACUGCUUCCUGGGCAAUAGCAUAUCAUGAAGUAAAUUUGUUUUAUAAUAUUGAAUUACAUUAUUUAUAUGCCUUCUCUCACCA
This is a messenger RNA of Polypterus senegalus (gray bichir), 898 nucleotides long. It is a transcript of the gene cfap300, whose product is annotated as cilia and flagella associated protein 300. The transcript has 7 exons. The record is from RefSeq and is a predicted model, not a curated record. NCBI's taxonomy places the organism in Eukaryota, Metazoa, Chordata, Cladistia, Polypteriformes, Polypteridae. The coding region runs from base 37 to 834 and encodes 265 amino acids.